AUGAGCACUGGGGCUAGUCAUGCACACUGGGGGCAAACAGGAAGAGAAUACUCCAGCCAGCACAGCUACGCCAAUGGGGAAUAUAGCAGAAGUAGUGUAGAAAAAGAUCAGUUAAUUGGUGGCACAGUCACGUUAAGUGACAGGCUGGUGUUGUUGGCACUGUGUGUUCUGUUGCCCUGGUGGACAGUCCCUCAGCUGUACCGCCUGCACUCGCCGACCGCCACAGGGGGCGCGUCCACCCCCAAUUCUGACCGUCAGCCCCACAGCGGCCACAGCCGGACUCCUGCUGCAGCUGCGCCUCCCACGUCUGCCCAACACACCCCUCCACCUGAUGACGCAGCCGUCUCUCGCUUCCGGAGCCUUUCUGAUGCAGAGCGAGGCAGGAGGCUGAUAGAGGCGGCUAUGGAGGGGGAGGUGGAGGAGGUGCGGGCGUUGCUCGCGGCUGGGGCGGACGUGGGGGCGAGGGACUGGGCCGGGCGGACCGCCCUGCACUGCGCUGCACGGAGUGGCCACGCGGCUGUGGUGCGGCUGCUGCUCUCUGCGGCGUCCGACCCCAACGCCAGGGAUCAGUGGGGGCAGACGCCGCUGCACUUGGCGGCAUACAAUGGCCACACAGAAGCGGCGGCCGCGUUGCUGCAGGCCGGAGCCGACAGGGGGUGA
Messenger RNA from Schistocerca piceifrons (Central American locust), 660 nucleotides. Its product is annotated as ankyrin repeat domain-containing protein 39-like. Lineage: Eukaryota; Metazoa; Arthropoda; Insecta; Orthoptera; Acrididae. The transcript is spliced from 4 exons. Gene Ontology annotation, cellular component: cytoplasm; nucleus. The record is from RefSeq and is a predicted model, not a curated record. The coding region runs from base 1 to 660 and encodes 219 amino acids. Gene Ontology annotation, molecular function: protein binding.